UACUAUCAGAUAAAAUAUGUCCGCCUUGCCUUGAGGAUGCAGUGAGUGCUUUCAAUCUAUGGAAAACCUGCGAGCAGAGCCAUAAAUUAUAUUUCCCUGAGAUGGAGGCGGAUAUAGAAAAUCUCUGUGAAAAUCAUGAAGGCGAGGCUUCAGAAAACUCUCUCAAUGAACGAGAGCUGUCCGAAGGUGAUAAGGAUGUGGCUAUUCACACAAAGGAACUACCCUUCAAGUGCUCCGAAUGCUCGAAAACCUUUCAACAAAAAUACCUUCUCAACGAACACAUCCAUGCUCACACUGGGGAGCGACCAUAUAAAUGUACACACUGUAGGAAGGCUUUUUCACGAGAAAGAGUUCUUCGCGAGCACACCCGAUUGCAUACAGGCGAUAAACGCUUCCAAUGCUCUUGCUGCAAGAUGGCUUUUAACAAAAAACAACAAUUGGAACUGCAUAUACGCAAUCACACGGGAGAGCGACCGUAUAAGUGUUUGACGUGUGAUAAAUCCUUUCGCGAAGCUGGAGCACUGUCGGUUCACAUGCGUACACAUACCGGAGAACGAGCCUACAAAUGCUCGGAGUGCUCAAAGUCGUUUAUACAGAAAUACAACCUUAAAUUACACUUUCGUACUCACACUGGGGAGAGACCGUAUAAGUGCAAUCAAUGUUCAAAGUCGUUUGCAAAACUAGACACACUGAAAGCGCACAAACGAAGUCACUCUGAAGAUCGGCAUUUCCAAUGCUCGCACUGCUCAAAAUCAUUUAAGCAAAGAACUAGCCUUGAUAAGCACACCCGUACGCACCACACUGGAGAAAAUCUGAACCUAUGUCCUUACUGCGAAAAGUCCUUUAAACAAAACCACCAUCUGCAAAUUCAUACCCGUACUCACACAGGUGAUCGGCCCUACACUUGCUCUCAAUGUUCGAAGUCAUUCAAGCAAAAGCAACAUCUCACUCAACAUAUCCUAACGCACAUUGAUGGAGAACUGUACUCGUGUUCUUACUGCCCAAAGACCUUUAAAACAAACUCCUAUCUGCAAAAACACACUCGAACUCACACAAAAAAAAAGCCUUAAAAGUGUUAAAGAUGGAAAAAUUUAAAAUUUCGCCACCUAAAGAUCAAAUUACAUUGUGUCCACUGUUAUUCCGGACCUGGAAGAACCGAAGAACCGAAGCAGUUGAAGAUACUAAAAAUGGAAAGAUGCGUCGCAGUCAUGACUCCUCGAAUGCUUAUACUCGAAACGGAGCUCUUAAAAUCCACAUGCUCACGGGCUGUCCAAGUUCUCAGAGACUAUAAAAGCUAGAGGAACUACAUUUUGCACCCAGACUGCUGUGAUUUUGAUGAUACAUUUUAAACAAAAACGCAAGAAAUUAAUUUUCAGUGACUAUCCCUAACCCUAACCCUAAUCCCUAACAGCAUCAAGGCUGAUGCUAGCUCAUUCCCUACAGCUCGCACACUCUGCCUGCAUGUACGUACAUGUGUAUAUGUACAUAUACUGACUGAAUACCGAUAUAAAAGAAGUGACGCUGCAUUA
Messenger RNA from Drosophila subobscura, 1529 nucleotides. RefSeq names its product zinc finger protein 239-like. Gene Ontology annotation, cellular component: nucleus. Gene Ontology annotation, molecular function: RNA polymerase II cis-regulatory region sequence-specific DNA binding; DNA-binding transcription activator activity, RNA polymerase II-specific. Bases 102 to 1070 code for a protein of 322 amino acids. NCBI's taxonomy places the organism in Eukaryota, Metazoa, Arthropoda, Insecta, Diptera, Drosophilidae. The transcript has a single exon. Gene Ontology annotation, biological process: regulation of transcription by RNA polymerase II. The record is from RefSeq and is a predicted model, not a curated record.